UUCGGAAUUCAGAUACCCUAGACUGGGGCCCGGUUAGGGUUUUCUAGCUCACUAUAAAUAUUCGAUGGUGCCUCUAUCGCACACUCUUCGGAUCUCUCUGCGGCCGCUGGGGGCGAACUCUAGAACCAACCAUGGUUCACGUCAGUUUCUACAGAAACUAUGGGAAGACAUUUAAGAAGCCUCGUCGUCCCUAUGAGAAGGAGAGGCUUGAUGCGGAACUGAAGUUGGUCGGUGAGUAUGGGCUUCGCUGCAAGCGGGAACUCUGGAGGGUGCAGUAUGCACUGAGCAGGAUUCGAAAUGCUGCAAGGGAGCUUUUGACACUUGAUGAAAAGAACCCUCGUCGUAUUUUUGAAGGAGAGGCUCUCCUUCGCCGGAUGAACCGCUAUGGACUCCUUAAUGAAGGACAGAACAAGCUUGAUUAUGUCCUUGCCCUCACUGUUGAGAACUUCUUGGAGCGUCGUCUUCAGACUCUUGUCUUUAAGUCAGGGAUGGCAAAGUCUAUUCACCAUGCAAGGGUCCUCAUCAGACAGCGCCAUAUAAGAGUUGGUAGGCAGGUGGUCAACAUCCCAUCAUUCAUGGUGAGGGUUGAUUCAGGAAAGCACAUCGACUUCUCCUUGAUGAGUCCAUUCGGUGGUGGCCGCCCUGGAAGGGUGAAGAGAAAGAACCAAAAGGCUGCGGCAAAGAAGGCUGCUGGCGGUGAUGAUGAAGAAGAUGAAGAAUGAGCAAUAUGCAUCACAAAUGUGAUGGUUUGGUUUUACUACUCCCCUAUUUAACCAGUUUAUGCUGAUUUUGUUGUCAGUUUCUUCUGAACCUUUUGAGUUAGCACCUUAUCUUCCCCUCUCUGGAACUCUUGGAGUUUUACUUUAAACUUGGUUUUUUGGAAUCUGAUGAAUCUUAUAUUGUUUAGACACCAGCCAUUUCAUAUUUAAUAUUAGAUCUGAGAAUGCUGAUUGCUUUCA
Messenger RNA from Zingiber officinale, 959 nucleotides. RefSeq names its product 40S ribosomal protein S9-2-like. Lineage: Eukaryota; Viridiplantae; Streptophyta; Magnoliopsida; Zingiberales; Zingiberaceae. The record is from RefSeq and is a predicted model, not a curated record. The transcript has 3 exons. Gene Ontology annotation, molecular function: rRNA binding; structural constituent of ribosome. Gene Ontology annotation, cellular component: cytosolic small ribosomal subunit. Bases 132 to 722 code for a protein of 196 amino acids. Gene Ontology annotation, biological process: positive regulation of translational fidelity; translation.